UCAUGGCAAGAUGGAAAUAAAAAGGGGGAGGUCAUUUUGGAUCUUCUGCCUCAUUUGGAGUUGUUGCAAGGGCAAAGAACCAGUUCAGAUAGUUCAGGUCUCUACCGUCAGCAGGAGUGAAUGUGCCACCUGGGGCAACUUCCACUUCCAUACAUUUGACCAUGUGAAGUUCACUUUUCCUGGAACCUGCACGUAUGUCUUCGCUUCUCACUGCAAUGACAGCUACCAGGACUUCAACAUCCAAAUCAGGCGCAGUGACAAGAAUAACUUCCUGAUUUACUUCACCGUCACCAUUGAUGGAGUCAUCUUGGAGGUGAAGGAGACAGGCAUCACUGUGAACGGGAACAAGAUCCCCAUGCCCUUCAGCUUGAAGAGCAUCCUGAUUGAGGACACCUGCACUUACUUCCAAGUCACUUCCAAGCUGGGCCUGACACUCAAGUGGAACUGGGCUGACACUCUCCUACUGGACUUGGAAGAAACAUAUAAAGAGAAAAUAUGUGGUCUGUGUGGGAACUAUGAUGGCCGGGAGAGGAACGAUUUGAUUUUGGAUGGGUAUAAAAUGCAUCCGAGGCAGUUUGGGAACUUCCACAAAGUAGAGGAUCCAUCAGAAAAAUGUGCUGAUGUGAGUCCCGAUGACCAUGCUGGAAGACAUCCUAGGCGGGGAGACAGUAGAUGCAGUAAAUACAAAAAAAAAUGCAAGAAACUUAUGUCUCGUUUUGGAAACUGCCCCAAAGUGGUUGCAUUCGACGACUAUGUGGAGACCUGCAGUGAGGACAUGUGCCGCUGUGCAGUUAAUUCUUCUGACUCUGAGCUGGUCUCCAGCUGCAUAUGCAGCACUUUAAACCAGUACUCUCGAGACUGUGUCCUCAGGAAGGGAGACCCUGGGGAGUGGAGAACGAAAGAACUUUGCUAUCAGGCAUGUCCACACAACAUGGAGUACAUGGAAUGUGGAAACUCCUGUGCUGACACCUGUGCCGACCCCGAAAGGAGCAAGAUUUGUAAAGCUCCGUGUACGGAUGGGUGUUUCUGUCCUCCCGGAACUAUCCUUGAUGACCUCGGUGGCAAAAAAUGCGUCCCCAGAGACAGCUGCCCCUGCAUGUUUCAAGGCAAAGUCUACUCAUCUGGAGGGACUUACUCCACUCCCUGCCAAAACUGUACUUGCAAAGGAGGCCACUGGAGCUGUAUCUCUCUGCCCUGUUCUGGAAGUUGCAAUAUAGAUGGAGGAUUCCACAUAACAACCUUCGAUAAUAAGAGAUUCAAUUUUCAUGGCAACUGCCAUUAUGUCUUAGCCAAGAACACUGAUGACACUUUUGUGGUGAUUGGGGAGAUCAUCCAGUGUGGGACGUCAAAGACAAUGACAUGCUUAAAGAAUGUCUUGGUCACACUGGGAAGUACUACUAUAAAAAUAUGUUCCUGUGGAAACAUCUAUAUGAACAAUUUCAUUGUGAAGCUGCCAGUGAGCAAAGAUGGCAUCACCAUAUUCAGACUCUCUACGUUUUUUGUCAAAAUCCUGAGCUCAGCUGGAGUACAAAUUCGAGUGCAAAUGAAACCCAUAAUGCAACUCUCCAUAACAGUCGAUCAUUCGUAUCAGAAUCGCACAUCUGGUCUUUGUGGCAAUUUCAAUAACAUCCAGACCGAUGACUUCAGAACAGUCACUGGAGCUGUGGAAGAUUCAGCUUCUGCUUUUGGUAACUCCUGGAAAACUAGAGCCAGCUGUUUUGAUGUUGAGGACAGCUUUGAAGAUCCCUGUUCAAACAGUGUGGAUAAAGAAAAAUUUGCCCAGCAUUGGUGUGCUCUUCUGUCCAACACAAGCAGUGUGUUUGCUGCCUGCCAUUCUGUCGUAGACCCUUCUGUGUACAUCAAGAAAUGCACGUAUGACACCUGCAAUGCUGAGAAGAGCGAAGUCGCGCUGUGUAGCGUGCUCUCUACUUACUCCAGAGACUGUGCGGCAGCAGGCAUGUCCCUGAAGGGCUGGAGGCAGGGCAUCUGCGAUCCCUCAGAGGAGUGUCCUGAGACUAUGGUUUAUAACUAUAGCGUGAAGUACUGCAACCAGUCGUGCCGCUCGCUGGACGAGCCCGACCCGCUGUGCAAAGUUCAGAUUGCUCCCAUGGAGGGUUGCGGCUGCCCGGAAGGGACCUACCUCAACGACGAGGAGAGAUGUGUCGCUCCAGAUGACUGUCCCUGCUACUACAAAGGCAAGAUUGUUCAGCCUGGCAACUCCUUCCAAGAGGACAAACUGAUGUGCAAAUGCAUUCAAGGAAGACUGGACUGCAUUGGAGAAACUGUCCUGGUGAAAGAUUGCCCAGCUCCUAUGUAUUACUUCAACUGCAGCUCUGCAGGGCCCAGUGCGAUUGGAUCCGAGUGUCAGAAAAGCUGUAAAACGCAGGACAUGCACUGUUACGUCACAGAAUGCGUUUCUGGCUGCAUGUGUCCCGAUGGGCUGGUGCUGGAUGGCAGCGGAGGGUGCAUUCCCAAAGACCAGUGCCCAUGUGUCCACGGAGGGCACUUUUAUAAACCCGGGGAAACCAUCAAGGUGGACUGCAACACAUGCACCUGUAACAAAAGGCAGUGGAACUGCACAGACAACCCCUGCAAGGGAACCUGCACUGUCUAUGGCAACGGGCACUACAUGAGCUUUGAUGGGGAGAAGUUUGAUUUCCUUGGAGACUGUGACUACAUCCUAGCUCAGGAUUUUUGCCCCAAUAAUAAGGAUGCUGGCACCUUCCGAAUUGUAAUUCAGAACAACGCCUGUGGGAAGUCACUCUCCAUCUGCUCCCUAAAGAUCACACUGAUUUUUGAGAGCAGUGAAAUCAGGCUUUUGGAGGGAAGAAUUCAGGAAAUAGCAACCGAUCCAGGAGCUAAGAAGAAUUACAAAGUGGAUCUCAGAGGAGGUUAUAUUGUAAUUGAAACAAAUCAAGGGAUGAACUUCAUGUGGGACCAGAAGACUACUGUUGUUGUUCAUGUGGCACCAGCUUUCCAGGGAAAAGUCUGUGGCCUUUGUGGGGACUUCGAUGGCCGCUCCAGGAAUGACUUCACGACCAGAGGACAGUCCAUGGAGAUGAGCAUCCAGGAGUUUGGAAACAGCUGGAAAAUAACAAGCACCUGCUCAAAUAUAAACAUGACGGACCUGUGUGCCGAUCAGCCUUUCAAGUCUGCCCUGGGACAGAAGCACUGCAGCAUCAUUAAGAGCAGCAUCUUUGAAGCCUGUCACAGUAAGGUAAACCCAAUUCCGUAUUAUGAAUCCUGUAUUUCGGACUUCUGUGGCUGUGACAGCGUGGGAGACUGCGAGUGCUUUUGUACCUCUGUGGCCGCUUAUUCAAGGAGCUGCAGCCGAGCGGGUGUCUGUGUCGACUGGAGAACACCCGCUAUUUGCCCUGUGUUCUGUGACUAUUACAACCCACCUGACAAGCACGAGUGGUUCUAUAAACCCUGUGGAGCCCCUUGCCUAAAGACCUGCAGGAACCCACAAGGGAAAUGUGGGAACUUGCUCUACAGUUUAGAAGGCUGUUACCCAGAGUGCAGUCGUGACAAGCCGUAUUUUGAUGAGGAGAGCAGGGAGUGCGUCACCCUCCCCAACUGCACAUCAUGUGAUCCUGAAGAGAAACUAUGUACUGAAGACUCCAAAGGUAACUUUUUGCCAUUCAUUGGGUGA
Apaloderma vittatum (bar-tailed trogon) is the source of this 3652-nucleotide messenger RNA. RefSeq names its product mucin-5B. The transcript has 27 exons. Lineage: Eukaryota; Metazoa; Chordata; Aves; Trogoniformes; Trogonidae. The coding region runs from base 11 to 3652 and encodes 1213 amino acids. Gene Ontology annotation, molecular function: protein binding. The record is from RefSeq and is a predicted model, not a curated record. Gene Ontology annotation, cellular component: extracellular matrix.